This is a messenger RNA of Ectocarpus sp. CCAP 1310/34, 678 nucleotides long. The record is from the annotation of a GenBank genome assembly. NCBI's taxonomy places the organism in Eukaryota, Phaeophyceae, Ectocarpales, Ectocarpaceae.
AUGUGCGAGCUCAACUUCCUACCGCUCCGCCCGGGGGCAUUGGAAGACGAAGAGCUCGCGGAGUUCACCGACCAGGGAAUCAUCAACGCGGCAGGGGAGGACCGGACGAUGCAGGCUUCCUCCCAUCUUCCAGAAAAUCCGGCAACGGUAACAGAUGCAGCCGCGGAUGUUUUCGGCGGGGUGGCGGUGCUGAUGCGGACCAAGCACGAGGUGUACCUGAUGCGGGGAUUGUCUGGCCUCGGCCCCGGGUUUAUAUCCUUGGACGCUAGCCGGCCGUGGAUGGUCUACUGGAUCCUCCACUCGCUGGACCUGCUCGACCACUUCCCGCAGCAGGAAAUGACUCGAAGGAUUCUGCGCACGGUGUUGUCCUGCCAGGACACCAUCAACGGAGGCUUCGGCGGCGGCCCCCAGCAGCUGCCUCACUGCGCCCCGAUGUACGCCUCCGUCCUGUCUCUGCUCAUCCUCGGAACUCCCGAGGCUUACGCCGGCAUUGAGAGGUCUGCCUUAUACCGAUUGUUUAUGUCGCUCAAACACGCCUCCGGCGGGUUUCGGAUGCACGACGACGGAGAGGUGGACGCCAGGGGCACCUACACGGUCAUCGCGGUGGCGUCGCUGCUGAACAUGCUGACGCCGGAGCUGUCGGAAGGAGUUGCCGACUUUGCGUCGUGCAUGCCGUAG